Messenger RNA from Phytophthora nicotianae INRA-310, 201 nucleotides. RefSeq lists its product as hypothetical. The transcript has a single exon. The record is from RefSeq and is a predicted model, not a curated record. The coding region runs from base 1 to 201 and encodes 66 amino acids. NCBI's taxonomy places the organism in Eukaryota, Oomycota, Peronosporomycetes, Peronosporales, Peronosporaceae.
AUGGACCACCGCCGCCGCAGCAGCAGUGGCGUGAUGGACCUCCGCGAGGGCGUAGCAUGUCGCCACGCCGAGACGGUGACAGAGACGGUGGACAACAAGGACGACGUGGUGAGUUCCAAGGGUCACGUGACGGACCCUACGGCCCUGAAUACGCACCCGAUCGACCUGAUUAUCACCAAGGAACCGGAUCCUGGCAGGUGA